CUUCUUCCCUGAGCAGCAGCAGCAGCAGCAGCACGCUGAACUGGAUAACGUCUCCUUCAGCCGGCAGCACAGUCUCAUUUCUCCACACACCAGCUCUGAGUGAAUCCUCAGCAGGGGUGGUUGAGAUAUUAGCGCGCUGUGGGGGGAAACGGCUCAGGAACCUCUUCCAACCGACCUACAAAGAGCCGGCAGUUUGGAGGAAUAUGGGCAAAUCGGAAAGCCAAAUGGAUAUCAUGGAGAAAUCAAGUAAAGCUGCGAAGCGCCGCUGGACUGUUGCAGAAAUAAGUCUGUCGGUUCUGCUGCUGCUGGUGAGCUGUGCUUUGGCAGGGCUGGUCGUCCUCUACACAUCAGCUAUGAAAGAACAAUCAAACAGGCCGAAUGUUUCCAGGAGUUCAACAGGUGAAGGCCAGAUGUUUUGCUCCAACCUCAACAAUGUGUGCACGACUCCAGACUGUGUCACUGCAGCUGCUCGGCUCUUGCAGAACAUCGAUAACUCUGUGAAGCCUUGUGAUAAUUUCUACCAGUACGCCUGUGGGGGCUGGCUGGAACGGCAUGUCAUACCGGAGACGAGUUCCCGCCACAGCGUCUUUGACAUUCUGAGGGACAAGCUGGAGAUUGUCCUCAAAGGUGUUCUUGAGACAGAGAGUGAGCAGGACAGAGACGCCAUCAAGAAGGCUAAAAUCCUUUACAGCUCCUGCAUGAAUGACAGCCUCAUAGAGCAGCGGGACGCUCAGCCCCUCCUGAAGCUCAUCGACAGCAUUGGAGACUGGCCUGUGGCAUCAGAGGACUGGAACACCACAACAGGGGAAGCCUGGAGCCUGGAGGACACGCUGGCGAUGCUUACGGCUCGUUUCCACAAGAAGGUGGUGCUGGACCUGUAUGUGUGGACGGACGACCGGGACUCUCAGCGCCACAUCAUUUAUAUCGAUCAGCCAGGACUUGGAAUGCCUUCUAGAGACUACUAUUUUAAUGACGGGAACUACAAAAAGGUUCGAGAGGCCUACCUACAUUUCAUGGUGUCUAUUGCGAAAAUAACCCGAGACGACAAAAACUUGACUCAGGAUGACGAAAGAGUCUUGGAGGAAAUGAUGCAGGUCCUGAAGCUGGAGACGGACAUCGCUAAUGCAACAUCACCAGCAGAGGAACGCCAGGAUGUCACAGUUCUGUACAACAAAAUGACGCUGGCGGAGCUGCAGAGCACGUAUAGCUUUAACGGUUUUAACUGGACACGGUUCAUAAAAGGCGUCCUGUCGACUGUUUCCAUUGAUAUCCAGUUGGAUGAAGAGGUUGUGGUGUACAGCUCUCCCUACCUGGAAAAGAUGAACGACGUCCUCUCCAGAUACAGCAUCCAGACUAUGCAGAACUACCUCACAUGGCAGCUCAUCACAGACAGAGUUAAUAGCUUGAGCCGCCGCUUCAAAGACGCCAGGGCCCGCUACAGAAAGGCUUUAUACGGGACCACUGUGGAGGAUGCUUCCUGGAGAGAAUGCGUCCGUUAUGUCCAGAGCAGCAUGGAGAACGCGGUCGGAGCGCUGUACGUGCGUGAAACGUUUGCAGGAGAAAGUAAGCGAAUGGUCAGUGACCUCAUCAGUAAGAUCCAGACGGCUUAUGUAGAAACCCUGGAGGAGCUGAGCUGGAUGGACGCACCAUCCAAAGAAAAAGCAAGAGAAAAGGCAAUGGCUAUAAAGGAGCAUAUUGGCUAUCCAGACCAUAUUCUGCAGGAAAGCAACCAGAAGUUAGAUGAGGAGUACGCUCAUCUAAACUACAGUGAGGAACACUACUUUGAGAACAUCUUGGAGAACCUUAAAUCUGAAGCACAGAAGAGUCUGAAGAAGCUCAGAGAGCCAGUGGAUCCUGAUCUGUGGAUCAUCGGUGCUGCUGUGGUGAAUGCAUUUUACUCACCAAACAGAAACCAGAUAGUGUUUCCAGCAGGAAUCCUGCAGCCGCCUUUCUUUAGUAAACAUCAGCAUCAAGCUCUUAACUUUGGGGGAAUAGGAAUGGUUAUCGGACAUGAGAUCACUCAUGGAUUUGAUGACAACGGGCGUAAUUUUGACAAAGAUGGCAAUAUGCUGAACUGGUGGAGCAAUUACUCUGCUGACCACUUUAAGGAGCAGUCACAGUGCAUGGUGCAACAAUAUGGCAACUUCAUCUGGAACCUGGCAGGUGGACAAAAUGUUAGUGGAAUCAGUACUUUGGGGGAGAACAUUGCAGACAACGGAGGGGUUCGUCAAGCCUAUAAGGCUUAUCUAAAGUGGGUGGAAACAGAAGGCGAAGAACCUCGACUGCCUGGUCUAGACAUGGAUCAUAAACAACUUUUUUUUCUAAACUUCGCUCAAGUGUGGUGCGGUGCCUAUCGGCCUGAGUACGCCAGCCAGUCCAUUAAGACGGACUCACACAGUCCGCUAGAAUACAGAGUGCUCGGGUCUCUCCAGAACUUCGAGGCCUUCUCAGAAGCCUUCCAGUGCCCGAUAGGCAGCCCUAUGAACCCUGAGCAGAAAUGCCGCGUCUGGUAGAAAUCCCAAAACUCUUUACCUUCGGCAACUUAAAUCAAAAGAACAAGUUUUGCUUUUUAAGACACAAAUGAUUCAGAAUUUAUCUGAUGCAGAGCGAUGACGCAAACUUAGAUUCCGACGUGUAGAUGUAAAAAACCUGUAUGAUAUCCUGGACUACACCCUUGUUUCUCCUCUCAAGCAGGAAGAGUUGUCUCUUGCUAGCCGAGGUCACUUGUUCUUUUUCUUGUGCAAUACUAAUGAAACCAAGUGGGUAGAUGAAUAAAAAGUCUACAUUUAAAAACAUAAACCCUUCUGAGAGGGUUAAAGCCUAAAGCUUUUGAUGAACAAACCAUUAACAUGUAUAUUUUAUAAACAUCUUUCUGAUUUAUCUGGAAACAUCUCAGCACAAAGUUGGCUUUGUUAGGUCUAAUAUAUUGAUUCUUAGGACAUUUAGAAUAAAAAAAAACCGAUAGAACAAAUUUAUUUUUGAAAGGCUAUGAAAUAAAUGAAGGAAGCUUUGCUAAAGUAAAGCUACAGUGAAUUAAACACACUCAGAGGGUUUUGGUCACUGUAACGUGAAAACAAAUCAUCUAAAGACUUUAAGACUGUUAAAUCUUUGCAGCUUGAAGUUUUAAAUUAGCAUUAAUACAGAGCUGCAGCUUCCCAUAUUUUUUACACUAACUGUUUCUCUGUUUCUGCAGACGAUUGUUAGCCCAAAUUUAUUGCAAAAAUCAGCAAUAAACCACAGUUCACCUUUUUUGGAAGAUGCUUGCAGCCUGCAGCUUUAAAGCUUGUUCAAUACCCCUAAAGGUCGUAGAUUAUAAGUGAGCGGUUCUGCCAGUUUGGACUUUAAAUCAAAGUAAGUCCAGAUGCUUGAGGGUGGACACCUCCCACUUACAGUGCUUUAUUCACUCACACUUGGCUGAACAAUUAAAACUUCUGUUCAGCUGCCAGAUCAUCUAACUUGUAUAAUAUCGGCUACAGAAUCCCAGUUGAUUUGUUGAGAAGCUUCUCUCCUGAGAGGAAACAGGAUUGCAGGAGUUUUAGCCUCGGUGUUCGGCCGCUUACAUGAAAGGAAACGGAAACUCCUGACGUUGAAGUCUUUCGCCUUCUGAUCUCGCACUGAUCAGCUCUGUAAGAUGAAAAGAAAAGUGAAGUGUGCCUAAAUGAGGGUCCGCCGCCGCCGCCACAGGCAGCAUCACUGAGGAUUGUUGCCAUUAAGGAGACUGGCCAGGACCAGGACUGUUAUUUUCUACCCUUAUUAAUAGGUAAUGACAGGAGAAUCAAACCCGAACCAACAUCAUACUUCAGAUGCUGGCUGAGCAGAACUUUGAAACGCAGACAACAGACAGCUGGUUAGAAUAUUUGCUCUUGGUGUUAAAUUUAGGAUGCCUUGGUAAACUGAACAUGACUGUUAGGUCUCGACAGAGGCUGCAUUAUUGAAUGUGAACGCUGAUAAUUUAUAGUCCGUCUCUUUGUCUUCACCUCCUGGCAAAUACUGUUGUGACACGCGUGAGCGGGUAGGGAAACACAGAUGACAGACGGAUGUCCUCAUAAAAGCUGAUGUGUACAGCUAAAUAUCAGAUGCAUCUCAGUAAAUCGUUUUAUCAUCAUAAAGGUACUUUAUUUUAGUAAUUAAGUUCAUAAAGUGGAACCUUAAUAAAUUUUAAUUGCACAGAGAACGACAUAUUUCAGGAGUUUGUGUUAAAUUUGAUGUUUAUUACAAUUAACCCAUCGUCUGUAGCCACUUAGCAGAGACAGAGGCACGCAGGCACACUCUCUGUCCUGAAGGUAAAUUACAGAAACCAUUCAGACCACUUAGCAUCUAAAAUACCCAGAGAGAACUCAUCCAGGAUAAUUUAUGCCUGAAAAUGUUAAUAAAGAAAAGAAAUUGCAAACCUUAAAGAUUGUUCUUAUCCAUGUUACUUUGCAUCUUUUUUUUAAUCCUCAAUUUUACUUCCACUAAACUUUCCACUACUAUGCGUGGAUGUGAAAGCCUUGGAUGUGAAGGCGGUCUGUGUCUUCUCCAUUAUUUUUUAGGCCGCAACAUAAAAUUAUUGUGUUAAAUAUUUUGUUAUUGAUCUUAUAAAAUAGUGUAAGUUUGUCCAAAGUUUGAAUUUAAUUGCUAAAAUUAACUUUUCAGUGAUAUUCUAAUGUGCUGAAAUGCACCUGUCAAGUUAAUAUUUGACAUUUGGGAAAUAUUAUCCACUUAAAAUAUAAUUAAAUUUUAAAUGAAUAUUAAAAAUGGAUGGAUGUUUACAUUCAUAUAAUGUAUGAUGUAUGUAUGAUGUAAACAUUAAUAUAUUAUCUAAUGCUGGUUGGUGCAACUAGAGAGAAAUGUGUUGCUCUUCAAAGAAAGUUGUUUUGUUUUUCCCAAAUCUUACCACCAUAACUUCAGUGGAUUUACUGAUGAUACUGUGUAAAGGGAAAUAACCCAGAUGUUUUUUGUUUACCAUUUGUUUGUUAAAUUUUCAAAAUGCCAAAAAUACAGCAACUUCCACAGUUAUUGUCCACAUCAUGUAAAAAUCCUUCCAAUGAAUUUAAGUUGUUUUUCUGGUUGCAUAACCUUCCACUAAGAAAGAGAAAAAACACUUUAAUCUUAAUCUAACUACAUUUAAUUAGCUGGUGAAAAGUUGUAUGUUGUGAAAUAUAUAAAAAAAGUUUGUUUAGUUUUGGUCAUUUUUUAAAAAUCAUUAUCCUGUUGAAAGUGGAAACCUACUUGCAGAGUGCAUGAGACAUUAUUCAGGAUGACCUGAUUUGUCAAACAGUUUAUGAUACCAUCUACUCUGUAGGGACUUCAGAAGAAAAAUAGGCCCACAGCAUCACAGAUCCUCCACCAUACUUUACUUUGGACAUCAGCAUCUUAGUAAAGACCCUAUUUUUAAUUGAAGUACCCAUAGUGUUUAGCAAACUCCAUAUGGUUACGUUUGUGAUAGUAGGACAGAAAACAUAUUUUUGUGGCAUGAUAUCCAUACAACUGCUAUAAUGUUAAUUUGUGAUGGAUCGCUUCAGAGAUUUUAUUUUUCUCUUAUCCUCCUCAUUUGGUGUAAAAUCAAGAUAAACCUGCAACCUAAAACGCCUACAAACCAGCAGCUAAAGAAAUAUACUUCAAUAUAUUUAAACCCCAGGGAAGCAAAUUCCCUUGAUACGAGUAUAAAAAGUAUAUUUCCGGUGUAUUCUGUGACUUUUUAGGCUAUUGUCAAUUGUUAAUUUCAAUUAAAGAAGAUAUUUUAUUGCACUCUCCAGGUUGGAGAACCUUUAUUUUUGUGAUCCAUAAGUAAAGAAAGUCCUUUGUGUCUGGAGUUUAUAUAGUUUGUAACUGAACACAUUAAUCUUUAGAAAGGCUAGCUUUUUGUGCUAGGCUAAGCUAAGCUAGCCAUCAACUAGCACCAGCUUCAAGCAUCCUUCUGAUAAACUUCUCUUACAAAUAUUUCCCAAACUGUCAAGCAGUUUCUUUAAAAGGAGAAGCUUGUUAUGGGCGGAGGAAUCGGAGCUGGAGGCUAAAUUUGAAGUUGUGAUGCAGCUUUGGAUUGCUGGCAGAGGAUCAACGAGUUUGAUUCUUGUAUAUUUUCCCAUAAAAACAGUGCAAAUGUUCUUAACUGAACGCAGAGUAAAGAAAAUGUGAUAUUGUUGAUUGUGAAUAAUACCUGAGCCAAAUCAGGUAAAAUAGUUUUAAGUUUUUGUCUCACAUUUACUUAAAUAGUGAAAAUGUUGCUUUGAAAUCAAGUACAAAUGCAUUUAUUUUCUAUAUACUGUAUUAAUCUGUUUCAUCGGUACACCCUUCAAAGAUGAAUAUUUAUCUAAAGAAAUAUUUAUCAAGUAAAAUUGUUGCUUUGCAAGACUUCAGAUGUAAAAGAUGUUUCUAUGAAUGUUCCUGCUGCUAUGUAAUUAUCUAGACGGCUAUUUUUGUGACUCAGAUCUGUAAUUAUUGCUAUUAAAGUGACUGUCUCCACUGGUGCAAUAUC
Molecule: messenger RNA, 6457 nt
Organism: Xiphophorus maculatus (southern platyfish)
Lineage: Eukaryota; Metazoa; Chordata; Actinopteri; Cyprinodontiformes; Poeciliidae
Gene: mmel1
Product: membrane metalloendopeptidase like 1
Exons: 24
Coding region: 204-2513 (769 amino acids)
Biological process (GO): protein processing
Cellular component (GO): plasma membrane
Molecular function (GO): metalloendopeptidase activity
Source: RefSeq, a predicted model, not a curated record